AUGGCGACUUCAACAAAGUAUUGCGACUUCUUGGUAAUUGGAGGUGGCAGUGGAGGUCUUGCCGCGGCUAAGAGAGCGAGUGGACGGUAUGGUGCAAAGGUCAUUGUAGUAGAGGCAAAACGAUUAGGAGGAACCUGUGUCAACGUUGGAUGUAUUCCAAAGAAAAUCACCUGGAACGCAGCAAAUCUCGCACAGAGUAUGCGUGAAGCCAAGGCCUACGGCUUCUCGGUCGAACAGAGGGCGGCUUUCGAUUGGGCGAGCUUCAAGGCAAAGCGAGAUGCAAUCAUUAAGAACCUGAACAAUAUACACGAGCGCAACCUCGAGAAGGACGGCGUUGAAUACAUCCACGGCCGAGCACGCCUUGUAGGCAAGAACGAGUCCAUGAUAAAGCUCGAUUAUGGUACCGAGAUCAAAGUCAACGCGAAGAAGAUCCUGCUUGCGACUGGUGGACAUCCUGCAGUUCCCCAGGGAAUUCCCGGAGCCGAACAUGGCAUCAAUAGCGAUGGCUUCUUUGAGCUCGACCAUCAACCUAAGAAGGUAGCAAUUGUUGGAGCCGGUUAUAUCGCUGUAGAGUUUGCAGGAAUGCUCAAUGCCUUGGGAACAGAGACGCAUGUUUUCAUUAGGCAUGAAAAGCUUCUACGAACCUUUGACGAGAUGAUUCAAGAUGGUAUCCUUUCAGAGUACGAGCGAGUAGGCCUACGCAUUCACAAGGAAAGCAAGGUUGAGAAAGUCACCAAAACAAGAAAGCUUACUCUACACUACUCUGACUCAACUGGUCAAGGCAAGCUCGAGGACCUGGAUACUCUGAUUUGGGCCAUCGGCCGAACGCCAGAAGUGCAAGGCCUUGGUCUAGACGUCGUGGGUGUCAAGCAAAACGAGAGGGGUCAGAUCAUCACAGACGAGUACCAGAACACCAACGUGGAGAACAUGUUUUCCCUCGGCGAUGUAGUCGGCAAAAUCGAGCUUACUCCAGUCGCAAUCGCCGCCGGCCGCAAGCUGAGCGAUCGGCUCUUCGGCGGUGAAAAACUCAACACAAGCAAGCUAGACUAUGACCUAAUUCCCUCUGUCGUCUUUGCCCAUCCUGAAGUUGGCACUAUUGGCCUCACGGAAGAAGAGGCCGAGAAGAAAUACGGGAAGGAUAAUAUCAAGGUCUACAAGUCCUCCUUCACGGCGACUUAUUAUGCCAUAAUGGAGGAUAAGGGGCCUUCAAAGUAUAAGCUCAUUUGCCAGGGGGAGGAGGAGAAGAUCGUGGGACUGCAUAUCUUGGGCUUGGGGAGUGCGGAGAUAUUGCAAGGAUUUGGGGUGGCGAUUAAGAUGGAGGCUACGAAGAAGGAUUUUGAUAGCUGCGUUGCGAUUCAUCCGACAAGUGCAGAGGAGCUAGUCACCCUUAAGUAG
Messenger RNA from Fusarium musae, 1395 nucleotides. RefSeq names its product GTP-binding protein gtr1. Gene Ontology annotation, molecular function: flavin adenine dinucleotide binding; NADP binding; glutathione-disulfide reductase (NADPH) activity. The transcript has 2 exons. NCBI's taxonomy places the organism in Eukaryota, Fungi, Ascomycota, Sordariomycetes, Hypocreales, Nectriaceae. The record is from RefSeq and is a predicted model, not a curated record. Bases 1 to 1395 code for a protein of 464 amino acids. Gene Ontology annotation, cellular component: mitochondrion; cytosol. Gene Ontology annotation, biological process: cellular response to oxidative stress; glutathione metabolic process; cell redox homeostasis.